GGUUGCGCGGGAGCGCUGUGAUGAUAGCAUUCAUUUACAAACUGGGCUUUUACUGUCACAUAUCAGGUAUCCGCGCCUGGGAGUUCUGUGAUUAAGCUGUGAUUUGAGGCGACCGAGCUGUUUUACGGGCAGUAGCAGGUUGAUUCUGAGUUAGAUGGGGAAAUCGUGACUUGGGGGUGGGGGGCUGAGUUGUAGUAACGGAACCGUGGGAAGGGCAGCAUCUUGGACCUAUCAACAUCACCAGCAUCCCUUAGGUGCGUGAGUGAGAGAGAGAGUGUGUGUGUGUAUGUGUGAGUGUGUGUAUGUGAGAGAGGGGUCUGUCUUGCGCUGUGGAUAACCCAGAAUAAGUGCCGUCACAGGACAAGAUCUACAACCGGAUUUCACCGGGGAGAAAGAGAACCCCAAGCACGAGAGAAGGCUUGGCCCCCGGUCCGACCCCUGUUCUCUGCCCGGCACCUGCGCUCCCUCAGCCCGCUGUUCUAGUCCUGAACCCCGGUGCGAGUCGGUCGCUCACUUCGCACCGUCGCAAUGAAGGAGCCCGACGCGAUCAAACUCUUCAUCGGACAGAUCCCGCGGAAUCUGGAGGAGAAAGACCUGAAGCCGAUCUUCGAGCAGUUUGGGAAGAUCUACGAGUUGACGGUGAUAAAGGACAAGUACACUGGCAUGCACAAAGGAUGUGCCUUCCUGACAUAUUGUGCCCGGGAAUCAGCCCUCAAGGCCCAGAGUGCACUGCACGAGCAGAAGACCCUGCCAGGGAUGAACCGACCCAUACAGGUCAAGCCAGCCGACAGUGAGGGCAGAGGAGAGGACAGGAAGCUGUUUGUAGGGAUGCUGGGGAAGCAGCAGUCUGAUGAGGACGUCAAGAAGAUGUUUGACCCCUUCGGCUCCAUUGACGAGUGCACUGUGCUGAGGGGGCCUGAUGGCACCAGCAAAGGCUGUGCGUUUGUGAAGUUCCAGAGCCAUGCAGAAGCUCAGGCUGCCAUCAACACUCUCCACGGGAGUCGCACUCUUCCAGGUGCGUCCUCCAGUCUGGUGGUGAAGUUUGCGGACACAGAGAAGGAGAGGGGCCUGCGGCGGAUGCAGCAAGUGGCCUCGCAGCUCGGCAUCUUCAGUCCCAUGAGCCUCAACUUCGGAGCUUACAACGCAUAUACACAAGCACAGGUCCAGCAGCAAGCCCUGGUGGCUCAGUCUGCGUACCUGUCGCCCGUAGCAACAGUCGCCGCGGUACAGAUGCAGCAGAUGGCAGCACUGAACGCCAACGGCCUCAUAGCCACGCCCAUCACCUCCCUCACCCCCUCGUCCGGCACAAACACUCCGCCCACUAUCACAGCCACACCCAUGACGGCUCUGCCUCCAAUCAGUGUCAACGGCUACAGCACUUUGCCCACGCAAGCCAAUGGGCAUCCUGCAUCUGAAACCAUUUACACCAAUGGCGUGCAUUCAUACCAAGCCCAGAGUCCAGCUACGGCGGGGCUGGACACUCUUCAGCAGGCGUACGCAGGCAUGCAGCACUACACAGCGGCGUACCCUGCUGCAUACGGAUUGGUUGGGCAGCCGUUUCCACAGCAACCCACCCUGGUUGCCCAGCAACACCAGCAGCCCCAGCAACAGCAGCAACGAGAAGGUCCUGAAGGCUGUAACAUCUUCAUCUACCAUCUGCCUCAGGAGUUCACAGACUCUGAGAUGCUGCAGAUGUUUCUGCCCUUCGGGAAUGUCAUCUCUGCCAAGGUGUUCGUGGACCGCGCCACCAACCAGAGCAAGUGCUUCGGCUUUGUGAGCUUUGAUAACCCAGGCAGUGCACAGGCGGCUAUCCAGGCCAUGAAUGGCUUCCAGAUCGGCAUGAAGAGACUCAAAGUGCAGCUGAAGCGUCCCAAAGAUGCCAACCGCCCGUACUGAGGCACUGACAAGAACACACGUGGAGGUAGAGGCUUGGAAGAUGUUGACUGGGCAGUGAAGGCGUCUCCUCCUCAGCCAUGGAGAGUGGAAGCUAAACUACUACGCAAACCUGACACUCAAUAGUUUGCUAUCAUGUACAGCAUUAUAUGUUCACAUACACACACACACACACACACACACACACACACACACACACAUACUUUACACACAGUUGCUCACAUAUGCUUACACACUCUCACACACAGCAUAUCCAAACAUAACCAACCAAACAUCUCAUCAGAAGGGGGCAUAUCUGUGUAGAGGACACUGUAAAUAAUUCAAAUUAAUGACAUACCAACACACACACACACACACACACGCACACACAAAUCAUCUAACGUAUUAACUGUGGUGGGUGGGCCUAACAAGUCGGAGAUGUGGCAGUUGAUGGACUGAAAAUGAGACCGUAUGGACCAAUUAUGGGAGAAAGACUGGAAUCAGAGGUAGAGGGAGAUCCCGCUGAUGCGGAACAGGGCCUUUCCUAUACAGUAGAAUAACAACAAGAGAAAGUAAAAAAAUAAAAAAAAUAAAAA
Sardina pilchardus (European sardine) is the source of this 2468-nucleotide messenger RNA. RefSeq names its product cugbp, Elav-like family member 3b (gene celf3b). Gene Ontology annotation, molecular function: mRNA binding. The transcript has 14 exons. The record is from RefSeq and is a predicted model, not a curated record. Gene Ontology annotation, biological process: regulation of alternative mRNA splicing, via spliceosome; mRNA splice site recognition. Bases 529 to 1896 code for a protein of 455 amino acids. Gene Ontology annotation, cellular component: ribonucleoprotein complex; cytoplasm; nucleus. NCBI's taxonomy places the organism in Eukaryota, Metazoa, Chordata, Actinopteri, Clupeiformes, Clupeidae.